Messenger RNA from Gymnogyps californianus (California condor), 6187 nucleotides. It is a transcript of the gene DNAJC5, whose product is annotated as DnaJ heat shock protein family (Hsp40) member C5. Gene Ontology annotation, cellular component: presynapse; intracellular membrane-bounded organelle; membrane. The record is from RefSeq and is a predicted model, not a curated record. The transcript is spliced from 8 exons. Gene Ontology annotation, biological process: regulation of synaptic vesicle cycle. Lineage: Eukaryota; Metazoa; Chordata; Aves; Accipitriformes; Cathartidae. Bases 356 to 952 code for a protein of 198 amino acids.
GUGGGGCCGCCCCCGCCCGGGGCUGCCCGGCCCCCGUCAGCCCGCCGGGGCGCAGGCACGACCACUAGCACAGCGGUUGAUCACCAGUACAACUCUUCUCGUCUUUGACUGCUCUGCUGGCUUUUCUGGCUGAAGCUUGUGGUGUUGGAUGCAGCCUUGCAAUUAGGAAAGGAAAAAGAGUGUUACUGCUUCAUGCAACGGAGGACUCGUCCUAACCUACCGAAAGUGGCGAAGCAUUCGGAGCAGGCUGUCGAGAGGAGUUUCAGUUUUAGAGGUGUGUGGAGGCUGUUACCACUUACCUUAGAAUAUUCGAACUAGAUACCAGGGGCCAGUUCUCUCUUCAGGUUACUUCAAGAUGGCAGACCAGAGGCAACGUUCGCUCUCUACCUCUGGAGAAUCAUUAUACCACGUGCUGGGCUUGGACAAAAAUGCCACUUCAGAUGAUAUCAAAAAGUCAUACAGGAAACUGGCAUUGAAAUAUCAUCCUGAUAAAAACCCUGAUAAUCCGGAGGCAGCAGAAAAAUUUAAAGAGAUCAAUAAUGCACACGCAAUAUUGACCGAUGCCACAAAGCGAAACAUUUAUGAUAAGUAUGGUUCUCUGGGUCUGUAUGUAGCAGAGCAGUUUGGUGAAGAAAAUGUGAACACAUACUUUGUGCUAUCCAGCUGGUGGGCAAAGGCCUUGUUUGUGUUCUGCGGGCUCAUCACAGGCUGCUAUUGCUGUUGCUGUCUGUGCUGCUGCUGUAAUUGUUGCUGUGGGAAGUGUAAACCUAAACCUCCUGAAGGUGAAGAGCAGGAAUACUACGUCUCUCCAGAGGACUUGGAGGCACAGUUGCAGUCAGAUGAAAGGGAGGCCUCAGACGCACCUAUUGUGAUACAGCCAGCAUCAGCCACAGAGACAACCCAGCUCACAGCCGACUCUCACCCCAGCUACCACACUGAUGGAUUUAAUUAAGUUAAGGAAACACUGUAAUUAGAAUGGAUAAAAAAAAUUCAUGGCCAACUCAACACUAGAUUCAUGAACAUUAGAAGUAGAGAAUGGGGAGGGGGAAUAAUUCUGCCACAGUAAGAAGGCAGCUUUCCAACCUGCCGAAAAUAUUUUGUAAUCCCUUCAGCCUUUUGUCACCUUUCAGUGUCGUAUCUUGAUGAUACGUGAAGUGCUGUAGCAUGCAGUAUUUAAAGCAGUUUAGCUACGGUCUUAUUUGUUUCCUUUCUUUCCCCUCCCCCCGUUUUUUUUUAUAGCAUGUAUGGAGUUAUGUUAAAUGUCUGUGGUGUAAUGUAUUGAGUGGUCACAAUAUAAGUGUGAUGGAGACAUUCUGCAUUUUAAGCAGUGGUACUGGCCUAAAAAUGAGGUUUAAAAAGUUUCACAGAAGCCACCGUUCUUCCGUACAGCUGAGCUGUCGAAGACCUUUAAAAGUUCAUGAUUUUCAUUUGAGUGCAACAAACCAAUUCUUUUAUUCCUCCUUCUAUUCCUGCGUUGUUACCUAAGCAAGUUUACAAAGCCAAGAACCAAAAAAUGCCAGUCCUGCAGAGCUGGAGUUCUCUCUAAUGCUGGUUUUCAGCUUAAAUAAAUCUACCUUGAAAAAUAAAAAGGGAGAGUUUCCAGUCUUUGAACAGUAAAUUGAUGAACAGCUCUCUAUGUGUAAGGCGAUCCUCAGUGACAAUGUAACCACAAACAGUAGUUUGCCACAAAACCAACUGUGAAUGGGCUUAUUUGGUGGUGGCGGUGGGAUUUUAACUUCAAGCACAAUCCUGUUUUGGUUUGAGCUCAGUCCUUUUCCUGAAAUGCUGAAGACCAAAUAGUGCAGCUUUUUUUGAAUGCAUGAGAAUCUUAAAGUGAAACUGGUUAAUUGGUUUUCACUGGGCAAGUGAGUAAAAUGCAGGCAGUAGGCAACUGCAUAAAUGUUUAAAAAAAAAAAAAGUUUUUAAAAAAUUGUUCUAAUAAUUUGAGAUUUUAAUAGGCAAAUGGGGUAUUACGUGUCUUUUUUAAAGCUUUUAUAAUACACUAGCCCUUUAAUUUUCUCAUGAACAUCUUUGUGGAGUACUUAAAUGGAUUUUUGAGAACAAACCACCUUUCUUUGUGUUUAUAUUGUAUAAUUUGCACAUUGUCUUGCAUUUAGGUUUGUUUACACCAGUGUUUUUCUUUUCCUCAGAACAACUAUGGGGAAACCAUUGAAAGGUUUCCUGUACUAUUUUGAAACCAAAUCAUGUUUGAAUACUGCUCUAGAAACUGUGGUUUAUUGAGAUUUAACUGUUAAAAAAGCAUUUUAGGCAGCUGCCGAAUUGCUGGUACAUUUUGUUGUUAAUAAUCCUGCUUUCGAUGAUACAGAAUCAGGAUCUAGAAUGGCUACCAGAGAACCUACACUUGGCACUUUCAGCGGUUAAUUAUAGCCUCUUUAAUUUUGAUCUUUAUGGUUUUAUAUCACAAUGCCUCUACCGUCCUUUGUAUCCCCCGUCUCCCCUUUUCAUUUUUCACCUAUUUCUGUUGAGAGGCUAUUUACAGCCUUCCCCCUGCUGUUUGCUGCUCUUUUACAAGAUCCAGGUGUUACUUUUGAACGGGGUAAAGCACUGUCGGUCUGUAAGAAAACCACCAGAAAGGGAAGGGGACUCUCCUGCCAGAGAACCGUUCUGAAUAUAUUUUCACGCUAUCUUUGCAUGAGCCGAAAAGGACGGAGCACGUAAAAUCUGACGUGAAACCGUGUUAAACAUGCUGGGUAGAAGAAAAUGUUCUUAACGCAGUCUCAAUGCUAAGUGAGGGAUGUUUGCAAAGUCAGGCUUUCCUGUAGCUGUUGGUACAAGCACAUGCUGGUUGCCUGCAUGUGAGCUUGUUGCAAAUAAGCAUGCUUGUGAUACCACAUCGGGUCCCAGAAAUUCAAGAAGAGAUGUUACUUUUAAUUAACUGGCUAGAUUUCAGUAGCACACUUGUUAAGUCAUUUCUUCCUCGUCGAUAGUCCUUUGAGACCUGAAACUUGGUGGUUUACCGGAAGAUACUUUUAACUUUUUCUGUCUGGAAAAGUCUCUUGGGUGGCCUUGAGGACAGUCGUGUAUGAUUUGGCUUGAGGUCCUUACUUAAUUAAAGUCUUUGUUUGACCCCUUGGAAUGAAAAGCAAUUUUUUAGGCUUAAAAAAAUAACGUCCCAUUGGCUGUCCUUGUGGAUUUUGCCUGAAGCCUGUUCUUGAUGUUGAAUUGCACGCUGGAUUAUGCUUGAGUUAUCUGCAGGCUUUCUCCCCUAAAAACUCACUGGUUAAAAUUGCCCUUAUCUGUGCAAAUUAUGUUCUUGGUAAAAAAAAAAAAAUAAAGUGUUAGGGGGGUUUUUUUGGCUUUGUAAAUGAGCAUAGUUGGUCAGAGUGACUCAUUAGAAUGAGGAAAGGGCUGUUUCCCUUGUGCUGUAGUUUGUCAUACUCCGUGUCCCCGUGUUCAUCUAGAUGGGUGACACAGAGCCAGUUGUUUCGGUUGUUGCUCCACUGCGGAGCAGCUGUGACCCCCGAUGCUGGAGGCUGGUUGUCGGUGUUAAUUUGGAAUAAUACUCUUAUUUCUUAACCCCUCUGGGCUACUUCUACUGAACUAGAAAGGCUGGCGGGAGGUUGUGGCUCCGGGGAGGUGUGUAAUGCAGCUGGAGUUGCUCCGCAGGCUCCUGACAGCGGAACCGAAAUGUGGGCAGCAAAUGAGGAUUAGAGGCGAUACCGUUACCCGUGUUUCGCACUGCUUGGGAAAAGAUGACAUCCAGGAUAAAUUUGCUGGUUUAGUUCUUCGCUUAGCGAGGCAUGAGUUUGAGAGAGACUGCUUUCCUUUCAGCUGUGUCCGUGGGUGGUGUGUGAAUAGUAAAUUAGUCUGUAUGCUGUUACAUGCCAGAAUGAUGUUAGAUGCUCCAAGGGAAACUACUCUGAGAUCCCAGUUACAGAGAAUGACAGGAAAACACGUUUUUAGAUGAAUAUUCAUGGGUUUUGAAACUGUUUUAACUUUACCCGUGUUAUUCUGUAAUCUCUGAAUUUAAGAUUAUUGUGUAUUAAUGUAGUUCUUCUUGAACUAUAUAAGAAAGCUAUUUAAACAUUGCUUCUUUAAAACAAAACUUGUGUAAUUGGAAAAUAAGUAGGUUAAUGCCCACUUCUUUUCUGCUCUUGUAGGUAAGGUACAAGAGUAUCCUGGGCUCUAACAUGAGUUGCACUUCAAAAUGGCCAAGUUGAAUCCUAGUGAGUGCAAAGCUGUAUUGGAAAUAAUGAUUAAAAACCUGGUGCAGAAGAUCACCCAGCAGUUCUGAGCUUGGGCGGAUGGAGCUGCAGUGUCCCCGCCAGAACUGCAGUAGCAGUAGCGUUGCAGGCACUGCAGCCCGUUACCUGGCUUACAUGCAGAAUGUUUCCUUCCAAAAUUAAACCUGAGCGCUGUUGAUCUCUGUUGAGCGUGUUGCCAGAAUUCAAACUUGAGCUUUGCUUUUUUUUUUGUUUGUUUGUUUGUUUUGUAUCUUAAAAAGUUGUAUCAUCUUUUACAAGUUGCCUGAGACCUCCGUUUCAGUAGUUCAGCCACCUCCAUCUAGCUCAUCGAACCUCUUCAGCACCAACUUUCUUAGCACUUGUAGCUCCUCCUGACGAGGAGGAGUAUCUGAUCUGGAGAGCUUCCGCUGGCUGGUGUUAAGGACCACUGACUUUAUUCCCGAGCUGUGUUGCGUGGAGAGCCGUUCGUAGCUUAGGGUGAGUAGGGAAAGCUACUGCCUCGCUGCAGAGAGCGCUCAGGUACCAUCCCUCCUGGCCGCCGCAGAGCUGCUGGCGAAGGAGGUGGUGCUGGACCUGCGGUGCCCGUCCUCCCUGGGGAUGGGGAAAUCCCCAACGCACUGUAGUACAACCAGUUGUACGCUUCACUUGAAGUGAAUGAAGGGGCGUUGCACCCUUUAAAUGCCAGUUUCAUUUUGUUAGCGAUGUUUGUAGGAAAUCCUUUAAUAUUUAUCUGUAUAUAAAUUUGUUUAUGUAAACCUCAGUGGCGUCUGAUAGGGUGUCGAUUUCUGCUGAUUCCACGCAGUGAUGUUUUAGAGCCAUGUUACCUUUUCAGUCUUAUUUUUAGAUUUGUAAUAUUUUUAAACUGCUUUAGAUAUUAGUGCUCAUAGUGUUCUUAAAAUGUGAUGCUGUUUGAGGUUUGGGUGAGCACAGCCUGCAAUCUGAACAGAAACACCUGCUGAGGAGGAAGGCUCGAGCACGGUACCGAGAAAUACCGAGUCCUGCAGCGGUGCCGUGGUUGGGGGAGCACAGUUUUCAAACCCCUUCAUUUCAAAACCCUUCAAAACCAGGGCAGGAGCCUGACUGAAAAGAUAUUCCUGUCCCAUCUAUGAAGCGGUUGUGUCGUGUGGUAUAGAGGGACACCAGUGUGCUUUUGGGGGGGUUAUAUCGGAGCGUUUGUACCCUAUGCACUGCUUGAGAGAGGUACCCGCUUUUCUCAACUACUUUGUGCCCUUCGUCUGUCCGGUGCCCUUCGGUGUUCUUGACGUUUCCAGAUAAUUUAGGAAAUGCGUUUGUGCUGCAGGUUUUCCUACCCGAUGCAACUGGAUAUUGGCGUCAUGUUGAACAGGAGAUUCUUGCAAGGUGGUCAGGGAGGCUUUUGCAGCCCCCGCCUCGUGUUAAUAAUUCUGGAUGCUGUUUAAAUCCGCAUUAAUCUUAGAGCACUGAAACGUAACCCCCCCCCAGUACAAGUGUUUAUAGUGUAAGGUUGGUAUAAACUUAACAUGCUUAAUCAUUUGAUGCCGCUUCUCUGUAUUAUAGUGGAAAUCAUCUAGUUUGUAGUGUAUCAUUACACCAACAACUGCUUAAAAUAUCUUGAAAGAAAUGUAACUGAUAGCUAACAAGGUGGCAGGAAAUUUGUCAGUGUUCAAGUCCUGCAAGAACCGUGGUCUGCUCCACGUCCUGCGUUGGGAGGCUUACGUGCUAUCUGGGACUCGGCAAGACUGAAAUUCCCGUUUCCUUCCCAGAAGAUGCUUUCUUUACAAGAAGAAACUGUGUGAGGGAAGCCGUCUGUCUUUGACGUUUGCACAAGCCAAAUGCCAUAAAUCUGGAAGACAAAACCUUCAUUUGGAAAUCAAAUGCCAACGUUACAUGCACAGCUGAUUUUGUUGUUAAAAGGAUAGACGCUGGGAAUUUCUGGUGGUUUUUUAUAUAUAUAUGUACAUGUAUAGAGGAAGCUCUUAUAUAAAAUGGCCAUUCAUUCUCGA